AAUUCUUUUUUCGACGGAACUUAUCCGCUAAAAGUUGAAACCCUAAUUUUCGUGAAUUUUAUUCUCAUUCGAAAGAAAGAUGGGAUUAUGGGAAGCUUUUCUCAAUUGGCUUCGAAGUCUCUUCUUCAAGCAAGAAAUGGAGCUAUCUUUAGUAGGCCUUCAGAAUGCUGGUAAAACAUCCCUUGUCAAUGUCAUUGCAACUGGUGGAUAUAGUGAAGAUAUAAUACCGACGGUAGGAUUUAAUACGAGGAAGGUAACUAAAGGAAAUGUUACGAUAAAGUUAUGGGAUCUUGGAGGUCAACCAAGGUUUCGAAGCAUGUGGGAGAGAUACUGCCAGGCUGUUUCAGUUAUUGUCAAUUAUGUUGUGGAUGCUGCUGACAACGAUAACUUAUCUGUUUCGAGAAGAGAAUUGCAUGACCUGUUAAGUAGACCCUCAUUAAGUGGCAUUCCCCUACUGGUUCUGGGAAACAAGAUUGACAAAUCAGAAGCCUUGUCUAAGGAGAAUUUGACUGAGAAAAUGGGGCUGAAAUCGAUUACAGAUAGAGAGGUUUGUUGCUUUAUGAUCUCAUGCAAAAACUCUUCCAACAUCAAUAUGGUGAUUGAUUGGUUGGUGAAGCAUUCAAAAUCGAAGAAUUGAAGUCACAAAAGUUUCUCCAUUGUUUGUGAUUUAUAAUCGGCUAUGGUUGCUUGUUUCUUCGUCGAGGGUGUUCGGUAUAUGACUUUGCC
This is a messenger RNA of Hibiscus syriacus, 726 nucleotides long. Its product is annotated as ADP-ribosylation factor-like protein 8a. Gene Ontology annotation, biological process: protein transport. The coding region runs from base 80 to 637 and encodes 185 amino acids. The record is from RefSeq and is a predicted model, not a curated record. Lineage: Eukaryota; Viridiplantae; Streptophyta; Magnoliopsida; Malvales; Malvaceae. Gene Ontology annotation, molecular function: GTP binding; GTPase activity. The transcript has 6 exons.